Molecule: messenger RNA, 1218 nt
Organism: Cetraspora pellucida
Lineage: Eukaryota; Fungi; Glomeromycota; Glomeromycetes; Diversisporales; Gigasporaceae
Source: the annotation of a GenBank genome assembly
AUGGUUACCAUUAAUAUGCAAUCAUGGCAAGAUCCGGCUUUUCCGGAUGUCUCGAUCCUUCAAGAAAUUACUGAGGAUAUUUUAGUAAACUUUCGAAAAUGUAAAGAACUAAAAGUUAUCAAAAAAGAUGAAUUAGAUCAACUUGAUAAACAGAAUAAUACAUUUAAUAAAUUAACUGAACGAAGGGCUAUGGAAUCCUUAAAAAUGUCUGAAUAUUUAGCUGAUGUCGUGAAAUAUCUACAAUUACUCUCAAAGGAAAAUGUGAAUGUUACUGUAAUUAAACAAUCUUUAGGAUUAUUAUUGAAAACGGCUAAAGUUCAAAAAGAUAAAUCUGAGGAAUUAAAGAAUGAUUAUACCUCUUUUUAUAAUGAAUUGAAUAAAGUUAAAAAGAGGCAACUGAAUACGAAUAUAAUGUUUUACUUAUUAGUAGGAUUAUUAGUUCUUAUAAUAGCCAUAGCUUGUAAUAUUUAUUUAUAUACAAAUUUAGGGCAUUAUAAUACUUUACAACAUUCGGAUUCUGCGGAAAAAACACUGGAUGAUUAUUCAUUAAACGACGCGUGUAGUUUUUGUAAAGAUAUUGAUCAUGUUAAAGAUGUAUGUCGUAUUUCAGAUCAUACGGAAAGUACACCUUAUAAUUUUUCUAUAAAUGAUGGCUAUGAAAUUUGUGGUCAUUUCUUUGAGGAAAAUUGUGUUACGAAAGAUGAUAGUUUAGGAUCCCAAAUUGUUUCUCUUGUAAAGACCCAAUUUUUUUCUAUUUCAAAUAUUGUUAAUUAUAGAAAUUUUGCUGAUCAACAUUGUAAAGUAAUAAAUCAAGACAUUCUGCAGAAUAAUAAAACAUUUUAUGAAAUUUGUGAAUAUUUAUUAGCGAAUCGAAAAGUUACUCUCAUGAUUAAAGGAUUGGUUAAUUGGAUAUUUCAACAAGAUAAUAAUGAUCAGGUCACCGCAUCAGAUAAAAGAGUGAAUUUUGUACAACAUAUUAAAGAUAGAUUUCCAGGAAUUAAUAGCAAUAUUAUUACUUUAAAUCAAUUUUGGAAAGCACAGAUUACUAUUAUCAAUGACCAUAUUUCGGUUUUUGAAUCUAUGAAUGCGAAUAAGAUCAAUUUACCAUAUCAACUUGUAGAUUUGAUUAUAAGGCUUUGGGAUGAAGAAUGCAAACGUUGUAAAAGUUGUUAUUAUAAAUUAAAUGAAAGCAUAACUUUAAAUUCUAUACUUGAGUAA